GCCUGGCUUAUCGGCAUGCAUGGAUGUGAGAUUGUUAGCCAAACACCGCGCGCGGUUGACGUCAUGUUCAAUGUUUCGUGGUCGCCCUCACGAAACUAACAAUUGUAUUCUUCCGAACGAACCUCGCGAUUGAUAUAGCGUCCAAGGUCAACAUGGGAACUGGACCAUUACUCACCGGCGCGUUGUGGAGUCUGCAGUAGCAUCUGCCCUUCCGUUUGACAUCGUCUGGGGCAGUUCUGCUGGUACUGCUUUGUGUCCGGACUAGCAAGACUUCAUAGCAUGAGCUCCUACUUGCCCUCUGCUCCGCAGCUUCGUCGCCUCACUCACACAACAGACGUGCCAUACCACCCCGCCACAGUCUUCGCGGCACUUACCGACGUGCCUUCCUAUCCCAGCGUACUUGACCUCAUCUCCACCAGCACGUUGACGGCGAAGGAUGCAAGUGGCCUUCCGAAGUCUGCCAAGCUGAAAGUCGGUUACCCAAGCUUAGGUAUUGCAGAGGAAUGGCCUUGUCUGUUGUCAUGCUCCCGCAACAACGGCGUGGUAGAGGUGCGAAGCAAGAACGGCGAUGCAGGUGCUGAAGGUUCCAUCAUCUUCGCGACAUGGUUACAGCGGUGGAAGAUCCAGCCCCCACCAACUACUGCUGGGUCUACUGGUGUUGCAGGGAAGAAGACGGCUAGACUUACGCUGGAGAUGGAGGUAAAGUUCAAAAGUAUCGUCUACGAUCAGAUGUUCGCACUGGUAGCCGAAGGAACAGCGGCGAAGUUUGUUAGUAAGUUUGAGCCCCGGUUCGCGGAGGUGGACGAGAAAGAGCGAAAGGAAGGGGUAGAGAAGUUGAGGGAGAAGGCGAAGGCUGAAGCUGCGAAGAAAGUGGUGACGACCAAGGACAGUGUUCCCGCCAAGUCUACGCCGAAGAAGCUCGAAGUGAGGUCUGCUGCGAAGACGGCAACAGCGUCAAAGCCUGCAGGCAAGCCAGCAGCAUGAAAUCAUACACGGAUACGUCCAUUUCCUCAGAUGUGGUCAGCCGAUAUAUUGCACCGAAACAGUCCGGACACAGUCAUGUCCA
This is a messenger RNA of Baudoinia panamericana UAMH 10762, 1066 nucleotides long. RefSeq lists its product as uncharacterized. The coding region runs from base 280 to 984 and encodes 234 amino acids. The record is from RefSeq and is a predicted model, not a curated record. Lineage: Eukaryota; Fungi; Ascomycota; Dothideomycetes; Mycosphaerellales; Teratosphaeriaceae. Gene Ontology annotation, biological process: ubiquinone biosynthetic process; cellular respiration. Gene Ontology annotation, molecular function: ubiquinone binding. The transcript has a single exon. Gene Ontology annotation, cellular component: mitochondrion.